AUGCGUAAUCAGAGCGAAUAUGAAGGUUUUUGGUCAAUAAAGGGCGAAGUAUCAAAGAAAUCUAAAAGACGGAAGCUAGAACGCAAGAUAAAAGAGACCCAAGGAAUUCGUUUUUCGUGUAUGCACAAUACGCGACGAGCAAAUUUACCACUAGAACCUUAUCAUGAUAACCUCGGUAAUUACGAAAGGAGUGUAAGAAGAAGAGCUCGUAUACCCGAAGUUAUGAACAACGAGGGAAACAAUUAUGAUGAACAAGGGCGGUUCAAUCCUCUAAUGGAUGAAGGGGAGCAACAAUAUCCACCCGCUCCUCCAUUAGGGAAUGCGAACCGACCAAGGCAACAAGACCACCCGAGGGAUGAUCGACCCCAAAAUCGUUGUGCCUUCUUUGGGUUGAGUCACGAGGACCCUAAUGAGCAUAUCGCCAAGUUUUUGGGUGUUCUAAACACAUUCAAGCUUCAUGGGAUAACGGCGGACCAAAUUAAGCUUCAGAUGUUCCCCUUCUCCUUGACGGACAAAGCUAGCAUUUGGUUGCAUUCUCUACCGAAUGAGUCCAUUCACAAUUGGAGGGAGUUGGCUCAAGACUUUCUUAACAAAUAUUUCCCCCAUGGCAAGACUACAAAGUUAACCAAAGACAUACUUGAGUUUGUCCAAUUUGAAGGAGAAUCACUUCAUGAGGCAUGGGAGCGGUUUAAGGAUUUACAACGGAGUGUGCCCCAUCAUCGGCUCAAUAGAGAGCAUGUUAUACAAAUUUUCUAUGAUGGGACCAAUGUCACUACCCGAGCUACUAUCGAUGCGGCUUCGGGCGGUUCGCUUAUGCAAAAGACUUAUGAAGAAGCUCUUGAAUUGGUGGAGAAAUUGGCCGUGGUUAGUAGUACUUGGGGUCCUAUGGAUAGAAGAGCACCAACCACUCAAAAGUCGCUUAUGACUCUUGAUCAAGUGAGGGAGAUGGAGUCCAUAAAAGCUGCAAAUGCUUCGCUCCAAGCUCAAGUGGAUGCUCUCAAGAAACAAGUCGCUCCUAUGCAAAGAAAUGCUCCGGUGGCUUAUGUUCAAGUAGGUUGUGAAUUUUGUGGUGACUUUGGCCAUUCGGGAGGAGAGUGCCUAGUUACGGGGCAAGCUUUGAGUGAGCAAGUAAACUACACUGGGGGACAAAGGCCUCCACAACAACAAGGUCACUAUGAAGGCAAUCAAGGUCCAGGGUACAACUAUGGUGGUAGACCUCAACACCCACCCGGUUUUCAACCACAACGGAAUGUGGAUGAUGGGAAUGUGCUUUACAAGGUGCUAGAGAAGUUGGAUAAAAUGGAUCCAAGAGAGCUUGAUGCUAGGCAAAGGGAAAAGAACCAAGCUUCCACGAUCCAUCAUUUAGAGACUCAAAUCUCCCAACUUGCCAUUAAUCUUCAAGGUAGACCUCAAGGAGGAUUGCCGUCCACUACGGAAACUAAUCCUAGAGAGCAUGUGAAAGCCAUCAAAGUUGUGGAGCUUUGA
This is a messenger RNA of Mercurialis annua (annual mercury), 1485 nucleotides long. RefSeq lists its product as uncharacterized. The coding region runs from base 1 to 1485 and encodes 494 amino acids. The record is from RefSeq and is a predicted model, not a curated record. NCBI's taxonomy places the organism in Eukaryota, Viridiplantae, Streptophyta, Magnoliopsida, Malpighiales, Euphorbiaceae. The transcript has 5 exons.